CAAAGUUGCACUUGAUAGUGCUGAGAUAUGACUAGCACUGAUAAAAAGAAAUGUUCAAAAUUGAAACAAAACUCUGCUUGUCCUGCAUGUGGAAUACAGAUAGAUAAACAAAAAAUCAAUCGCCAUCUUGAUGCUGAAUGUGUUAGUGCAAAAAAUUUACACAAAUUUUAUAUCGAUGAAGAUUUCCUUGUAAUAAAGUCAAAUAAUGAUAAAAAAAAAGAUUUCCGAACUGAUAGCAAAAUUUAUGACAAAAUUAGCAACUCUGCGUUACUAAAUAUAAACCAAGGUUCUGAAAAUAACAGCUUGUUUAGUUCUUCAUCAUUAGAUACAACAAAUUUAAAAAAUUCUUUGGCUAAAAAAAAACCAAGCUAUGAAGUACUUGUUAUUGAUGAUGAUGAUGAUGAUGGUGAUGAUCAUAAUAAUGGUUGUAACAAAUCUAAGAAAAUUUCAUCAAAUAAAAAAAAGAGUUUAGUUAUACCUGUUAAAAAAUUAUCAUUUUCCUCUGAUCAAUGGAAAUCAAAACUUAAAAAUUUAGCAGAAAAACUGUCUGAGUUCAGCAAUAAGCAUAUUAUUUUUGAAGAAAGUUGUAUUAAAGAAUGGAGAAAGGAGUUGAAUCCGUUUCGAUUAUUUGGUCUGAAUAGUCAUCAAAACCAAAAAUUGUUUGAAACAGUUAAAGAAUCAUCAAAAAUAAAUAAAAACUUAGUUUUUGAAGAAGUUCAUGGCAUUUCAAACAACUUAAUUGAAGAAGACAAACAUAAAAUGGAGUUAAUUAGAGCUAUUGAUAUUAAGAAAUUUAAUGUUUCUCCACCAUAUUAUUUGCAGAACUUCAUUUAUAUAAUUGAAAAAGUUCUUCAAUCUAAUGAUAUUUUUACUUUAUUUGAAUUAAAGGAUGUUAAAGUUCUUGCAAAAUGCAAAGAUUUGUCACAAUUAUCUUUGCAGUUAUAUGUUCGUUUGUAUCUUAGAAAAAAAGGAUGGUUCAGAUGCAGUAAAAUACAAUAUCCAGACAUUAGUACUGAUUUAAAUGGAUUCAUUGACGAUCUUAUUACAAAUGAAUAUCUUACUGAUGGCAAGCAUCUUAACAACCUAGAUGAAGUUCUACAUCUUUUAAAUGCAAAUGAAGUUCGUCAAUUGUCAAAAGAAUUUCAUUUAGUAAAAUGUGGAACUAUGUUGUCUAAAAAAGAUCUUUGCUGCAUGUUAAAGAAGCACUGUUUGCAACAAAAAUCAUUGUUUAAAAAUAAUGAUUCAUCAUUAUCAUCUCUAAUGAGCAAAAAAGUUGCUGAGUCCUGGAGUCUCUUGUUGCCAUUAUACAUUAUACAAGGCUCUAGAGCAAAAGAAUAUCUUGGUCGGUGUGUGAAACUUAAUGAAGAAGUAGCAUUUGUAUUUACACGAAUUUUUACUCUCUUCAGUAUCACAACUACCCAUUAUGAAGAUGUUAUGUACUUUACAGGAUACAAUGAAAUAUAUCACUUGCUUCAAGUGAACAAUUGUGAAGUUAAGUAUCCUUUGUACACAAUAAAUAAGAAGAGUAGAUUGUUUACCAGUUGUGAUGAACUGACUUCAUAUGUAGUUGCUGCUGAAAAUGAGAGAGAACUGGACUUGUUUAUGGAGAAAAAAGAUUUUGAUGCUGCCUAUGGAAUUUAUACAAAAGUAAAACCCAGAUUUAUCAGUAUUUGUGAAGAAUUGCUUGAUGAAGAAAAAAGAAAGGUUAUUCGAUGUUUCUCACUACCCUAUUUUCUUUCCUGUUAUUCAGAGCCAUGGAUAUUGUUUCGUAUUUGUAGUAAAUCAGUUGAACUACUUGAAAAACGCCAAGAGUAUUUGGAGGCAGUUUUAUUGCUGGAGUUGCUGCUGUCUCAAAAUUAUUUUGGUAAUUGUUCAAGAGGUGCAUUAUGGGAUCGCUUAAUUAUUGAUACAGAACGUUAUUUAAAAGAUCUUCCUAAGGUAGUGUUACUGAUAAAAACUGCACUGAAUGAUCCUUUUGUUCGCACUGGUCAUAGAUUAUCUUUGCUUCAACGAUAUCAGCGUCUAAAAAACUCUCCAAGAUGCAAAAAAAUGAUUUUUGAUAACAGUCUUCUUAAUGAUAUUUUGCAGUUCAAUGAAUUCCGAGAAGAGAUACUAUGUGCAGAAAUUUUCUUAGAAGGUUCUUCAACUCAGCGAACAGUUUUUAAAAAUAUAUCAGGUGAAGAACAAUCAAUGUCUCAUGUAGAGCAGUUUGUGUUAGACCAUUAUAAAGAAAAAGGUUUUCCUAAUGGUCUUCAUGGUGAAGGGAGUGUUGUUACAACAUUGUUUCUUUUACUUUUUUGGGAUAUUAUCUUCAUGGAUGUUGAGGAUGCAUUUCAUAGUGAUUUUCAAUGUUCCCCACUGGAUAUGUAUCGUGAUUGUUUUUAUUCAAACAGAAAGGAUGCAAUUGACAAAAAACUUAAUUGGUUGCAGUCUUUACCAGACCCUGAGUUGCGAAGUGCAGUCGAAAUUUCAUGGGAUAAAAAUUAUGGAACAAAUGCUGUUGGCGUAAAAUGGGAUAUGUUUCAAAAUGCUACUGAUGCUGGUGACCUUGCAGUGUGUCUUGGCUCAAAGCUUCUUUCUGGAAUAUCUGAGUUAUUUUGCAAAGACUUUAGGCGUCGAAGAGGGGGGUUUCCAGAUCUUGUUCUUUGGAAUAUAAAGACUAAAGGUUGUAAGAUAAUUGAAGUGAAGGGACCAGGCGAUAAACUUUCAACAAAACAACUUGUAUGGCUGAACGUACUGACAUAUUUGGGCGCUGAUGCAUUUGUAUGUUAUGUUAAAGGCGGAGGUAAACGCAAACGAGAAUGAUGCUUUUCAAAUUAAAAAAAAAACUACAAAAAAAAAUUUUCAGUAUUCAAAUAGCAUCGUUUGUACCUUAUUGUUGGUAUUGUUUGAACCUAAUUGGUACCACUUACGAAUCACAAAAAUCUAUAAUGCAUAACACUUGAAAAUGUUUUAACGUAUGUUGUAUAUAUCAUAUGGAGAGCAGCGAGAAUUCUUUUAUUUUGUUAAGUCUUGUAACGGUAUAUGUAAUAAUGUACAGUUACUUUA
This is a messenger RNA of Hydra vulgaris (swiftwater hydra), 3048 nucleotides long. NCBI's taxonomy places the organism in Eukaryota, Metazoa, Cnidaria, Hydrozoa, Anthoathecata, Hydridae. The record is from RefSeq and is a predicted model, not a curated record.